AAAUCAUUGAUGGGAGAGCUGAUCUUGCAAUAACGGAUCUAACGAUAACGUCAGAAAGAGAGAGCGCUGUAGAUUUUUCGGAGCCAUUCAUGAACUUGGGUAUAAGCAUUCUUUACAAAAAGCCGGAACCAGUUCCACCUAGUCUUUUUAUGUUUAUAUCCCCAUUUUCCUUCAAAGUAUGGACAAUGUUGGGAAUAUCUUAUCUGUUUGUUUCCAUAUCUAUAUUUAUAAUGGGAAGAUUGUCACCGACGGAAUGGCAGAACCCUUAUCCUUGUGUAGAAGAACCAGAAUUUCUAAUGAAUCAAUUUUCCAUAAGGAAUUCGCUGUGGUUUACGAUUGGAGCAUUGAUGCAGCAAGGAUCGGAGUUGGCUCCAAUAUCAGUUUCUACUCGAGCAGCUUCUGGAUUUUGGUGGUUCUUUGUUUUGACUAUGGUUGCUUCAUACACCGCCAACUUAGCUGCUUUUUUGACUGUUACCACCUUGGUAACUCCAUUUAAUGAUAUAGAUGAAUUAGCACAACAAACAGAAAUUCAGUUUGGAGCCAAAAAAGGUGGAGCCACUGCAAACUACUUUAGAGAUUCAAAUUUAACAAAAUAUAAAAAGAUUUGGAGUUAUAUGGCACACAACUCAGAGCUGAUGAUGGUAGACAACGACGAUGGGGUCAAAAAAGUUGAAUCAGAAAACUAUGCUUUUUUGAUGGAGUCCACAACAAUAGAGUAUGUUAUAGAACGACACUGUACAUUAGCCAGAGUUGGACCUGCUCUAGACGAUAAAGGAUAUGGAAUAGCUAUGAGAAGACAGUCUCUUUAUAGAAAUGAUAUCAGCACAGCCAUCCUUCAGCUACAGGAAAGAGGCGUUUUAACAAGUUUAAAAAUCAAAUGGUGGAAAGAAAAGAGAGGUGGAGGUAAAUGUACGUCUAAAAAUGAAAAUAGUGAGGCCACUCCAUUGGAUCUUCAGAAUGUUGGAGGUGUCUUUUUGGUUUUAUUUGUUGGAUCCAUCAUGGCCAGUAUAGGAUCAUUGAUCGAGCUUACCUGGUCUAUUUACAGAAAAUCUAAACGGGAUCACAUAUCUUUCAAAGAAGAAUUUAAAAAAGAAAUGAGACACCUAACGGCAGUAAGAGUCAAGAAUCCGCGAGGAAAGUGGAUCGAGAGAGAUUAUUAUGGACUUCCUUCUUCCGUAAGACGAUCAGCACUGACACCUACUAAUGAAGUGAGCCAAUGCAGGAAAUCAUAUGAAGGCUUACUAGGCCCACAGCUCUUGCAUUUGAUAAUAAAGAGAACGACAUACAGUCUAGACAGGGAUGUGUGGAUAAAUAAUGAGUGCCAAAACCAGGGGUUCUGGUAUCAAGGCGGAUCCAAAAUUGGAGAGGUUGUAAGGGCAGAAAUAUACUCCAAAAAUCCAAGAAUUAGUAAAAGCUUGUUUUAG
Messenger RNA from Diabrotica balteata, 1424 nucleotides. The record is from the annotation of a GenBank genome assembly. Lineage: Eukaryota; Metazoa; Arthropoda; Insecta; Coleoptera; Chrysomelidae.